GGAAGCUCAAAGCCCAGAGAGGAAGUGUGGUUUGCCUAAGGUCACACAGCAACUUAGAGACUCAGUUCCACUUAUUGCACUGGCUGUGCCUCUCUCGCCAUCCUGCCCCACUCCCAGCCUGGCAGCCUCCAGACCCCUUCCGUGACUAUGGACGGAAAAGUGGCAGUCCACGAGGAUGGGCCUCCUGUGCUCUCCUGGGUCCCCGAGGAGGGAGAGAAGUUGGACCAGGAAGGCGGGGACCAAGUGAAGGAUCGGGGCCAAUGGACCAACAAGAUGGAGUUUGUGCUGUCCGUGGCCGGGGAGAUCAUUGGGCUGGGCAAUGUCUGGAGGUUUCCCUAUCUCUGCUACAAAAACGGAGGUGGAGCCUUCUUCAUCCCCUACUUCAUCUUCUUCUUCACCUGCGGCAUCCCGGUGUUCUUCCUGGAGGUGGCAUUGGGCCAAUACACCAGCCAAGGGAGUGUCACAGCCUGGAGGAAGAUCUGCCCCCUUCUCCAGGGCAUUGGUUUGGCAUCUGUGGUCAUCGAGUCCUAUUUGAAUGUCUACUACAUCAUCAUCCUCGCCUGGGCCCUCUUCUAUCUGUUCAGCUCCUUUACCUCUCAGCUGCCCUGGACGACCUGUACCAACACCUGGAACACAGAGCAUUGCAUGGACUUUCUGAACCACUCAGGAGCCAGCACAGUGGCGCCCUCUGAGAAUUUUACCUCGCCUGUCAUGGAAUUCUGGGAGAGGCGUGUUCUGGGCAUCACUGCAGGCAUCCACGACCUGGGGGCCCUGCGCUGGGAGCUGGCCCUGUGCCUCCUGCUUGCCUGGGUCAUCUGCUACUUCUGCAUCUGGAAGGGGGUCAAGACUACAGGCAAGGUUGUUUAUUUCACAGCCACAUUCCCCUACCUGAUGCUGAUCAUCCUGCUGAUUCGAGGCAUCACGCUCCCUGGAGCCUACGAGGGCAUCAUCUAUUACCUGAAGCCGGAUCUGUCUCGCCUGAAGGACCCCCAGGUGUGGAUGGACGCGGGCACGCAAAUCUUCUUCUCCUUCGCCAUCUGUCAGGGGUGCCUGACAGCCCUGGGCAGCUACAACAAGUACCACAACAACUGCUACAGGGACUGCAUCGCCCUCUGCUUCCUGAACAGUGCCACCAGCUUUGUGGCCGGGUUUGUGGUCUUCUCCAUCCUGGGCUUCAUGUCCCAAGAGCAGGCCGUGCCCAUCUCUGAGGUGGCGGAGUCAGGUCCCGGUCUGGCCUUCAUCGCAUUCCCUAAGGCUGUGACUAUGAUGCCCUUAUCCCAGCUGUGGUCCUGCCUUUUCUUCAUCAUGCUCAUCUUCCUAGGGCUGGACAGCCAGUUUGUCUGUGUGGAGUGCCUCGUGACGGCCUCCGUGGACAUGUUCCCCAGGCAGCUCCGGAGGAGUGGGCGGCGAGAGCUCCUCAUCCUGGCCAUUUCUGUCCUGUGCUACCUGAUAGGACUCCUCCUGGUCACUGAGGGCGGGAUGUAUAUCUUCCAGCUGUUUGAUUAUUACGCCUCCAGCGGCAUAUGCCUGCUCUUCCUUGCAAUGUCUGAAGUCAUCUGCAUCAGCUGGGUGUAUGGGGCAGACCGUUUCUAUGACAACAUUGAGGACAUGAUUGGCUACCGACCAUGGCCCCUGGUAAAGAUCUCCUGGCUCUUCCUGACCCCUGGACUUUGCCUGGCCACUUUCUUCUUCUCCUUGAGCAAGUACACACCUCUGAAAUACAACAACAUCUACGUGUACCCUACCUGGGGAUACUCCAUUGGCUGGUUCCUGGGUCUCUCCUCCAUGCUCUGCGUCCCGCUCUUCAUCAUCAUCACCCUCCUGAAGACCCAGGGCUCCUUCAAGAAGCGCCUACGACAGCUUAUCACCCCUGACCCCAGCCUGCCACAGCCUAAGCAACACCUGUAUCUGGAUGGUGGCACCAGCCAGGACUGUGGGCUCUCCCCAGUGAAGGAGGGACUGAUUGUUGGGGAGAAAGAGACCCACUUGUAGGAUGUG
Molecule: messenger RNA, 1998 nt
Organism: Molossus molossus (Pallas's mastiff bat)
Lineage: Eukaryota; Metazoa; Chordata; Mammalia; Chiroptera; Molossidae
Gene: SLC6A12
Product: solute carrier family 6 member 12
Exons: 15
Coding region: 148-1992 (614 amino acids)
Biological process (GO): sodium ion transmembrane transport; neurotransmitter transport
Cellular component (GO): plasma membrane
Molecular function (GO): gamma-aminobutyric acid:sodium:chloride symporter activity
Source: RefSeq, a predicted model, not a curated record